GUUGUAGUGACAGAACCAAUAGGGUAACGGCUAUUUAGUGGUUGUCCGAAAUCUAAUUCCCGUGAGACCACGGGGGGGUGCAAAGGUGCGUAUCCAUGGCAGCCGUGUUAUUGUUGUUGGUGGUGCUAACAUUAGCAAAGAAAAUCUUCUGAGGUGGCGAUAGCUAACUGCUAGCUCUACUAACGUUUAACCCCCCCCGUAUUUAAAAAUGUAAUUCACAGGCAACUGCUGGGCGACACAAGAUGCUAAUUUAAUGUAGCAAGGUCAAUCUAGCAGAGGAAGUAUUUUGAGGGAGUUAUUCAAUGCUGUUGGUGCCUUGUUGAUGUUUUAUCUAUCCGUCCAUGUAACGUUAGCUAGCUUAUUUUUAGACGUAGCCUCCUCCUGACACUAGCUGUUAGAAAACAACGUUAGCAUCAGUAGCCAAAGCCCACUCCUCCUGGUUCCCUGCACCGAGGGUGUUUAUCCAGCGGACUAGAGGAAAUGUCAGACCUCCCUCGAAACUGUUCCGAGCGAGUCCAGGACGCGGAGGCGAGAAUGAGAGACGAGGGCUUGAGCCUCUAAAACGGACACAAAGGAGAAUGAUUUCACGAUACAACAGAAGACCUGUAUCACACAAACUAGAGAUUCGUGGGUUGUCCCGAAGCAGCCUCGACCACCACCCUCUCCCAGAGGAAGCAGACGAUAACCAAACCCCUCAGCGCUACCUCCAUGACCUCCAGGAAGCUGUCUCCGCUCACAACAGCUCAGAGACGUCUGCUGCCUCAGGCCACUCUGACUGUCCCACCGUCAUCUCAGUAGACUCCAACCAGUCCUGGUCAGGUAUCCACAGCUCCACCGGCACUGGCAUCUCUACAGAGAGGAGCUCUGUUUUCUCCUGGGGCUAUGAUGAGUUCGACAAGGCAGCGUCACGGCAGGUACAACAAAUGUUUGAGGAGAUUGACAAAGAGCUGUAUGAGGGGAGAGGCAGCGGAGGAGGGAUACUCCAGGGGCUGCAGAAUGAAUGUCAGCAGUGGGCCACGCGUUUCCCGCAUCUUCGGAUCCUGGGGACUCAGUUGGUGUGUCCCAGUGAUGAGGGCUUCCAGUGGUAUGCUACUUCAGGGAAGGGCAGCCCUGCCAGCAGCCCAUCAGCAGGCAAAGAGAGCAGUGUGAAGCCCCAGGAGAAAGAUAAGGACGGCAUAGAGUUGAAUGUGCAAGGCAGAAGAGCAGCCCUGAUCAAGUCCUCCUCAGCAGAGUUGGAUGGGCCUCCUGGCACCUCCAGUGGCUCCAGCAUUCACGACAAGCCGAGAGUGAUUGAAGUGGAGGGUCUGAUGGAGGAAUACCUGGCUUUUGAUAGCAGGGACUUGGAGGAUGAGAGGGAGCAGGAUUGUUCAGAGUCGGGUCGAAGGCAUCACUGUUUGCCCCCUGUCUCGCCGUACCGCUGUCGCCGUCAAGCUGUUCUCGACCUCCUGUUUGAUGACGUGUGGCGGCAGCUGGUUGGCUGGAUGAAAGAGCUGGUGCAACGCCACUGGGAGUGCUGUACAUCAAAUGAUGAAAAGCUUUCUGGGAACCUGAGCCCCGUGCAGCAAGACUCCCAGAAUCCCUUCAUGCUGCUCUCCAUGCUGCCCACGAUGCUGCCCAAACUUGGCCAGAGCAGGAUGCCCCCGCUCACAUCUGGCCUGCAGUUCCAGAACACAAAGUCAAGGGGCUCAAAGCACAAGUCCAGACGGAAAUCCAAAAAGCAGAAAAGGCCUUCCACUGCUGGAAGGGUACCGGUAGGCACAGCAGCGACUCAGCACAACCUGAAUGACCUCAUCGUGAUCCACAGCAUCCCCCUGCAGCAGAGGAACCUGGGUGUGCUAGAUAGAAACCAGGAGCCAGAAGAGCGAGCGUGUCACAGACCAGGAUCCAGCGCUGUCCCCUCCAGCAAACCUCGACCUCGCCGAACCCUGGAGCAGAGCUCUUCCUCGCUGUCCCGCCCUGCACAGUCUGCCCGACGCAGAAACCCUCCUCCCCGAACUCUCCUGCCACUGGUUCCCAGCUUGAGCCAGUCCUGCGCAGCGGGAUCCAUGGACGAGGUCAUCCGCGGGACACGUCUACCCACAGCCAGCGACCACCUAACAUCUCCGCAGUUGCCUCUGAGUAGGAACACACUCCUUCCCCCCAUCAGCACUGGAGACCCAGAGUCAUCUCACUCAGGGCAGCAGUCCAAACCUGCACAGCGUCAGAAAGGCCCGUCCAGUCGCGCCCACAGUGCUAUAAUUGAUGAAGCUGGCAGUUCAGUACCGAGGGAUCGUCAUCACCUACUGGACGUCUUCUCUCGCCCCAACACCACUCACACAUACAGGUCGGACACUCCGUACCGUCGUUCCUUCACAGUAUUGGACAACAUCGGGCAGGGGCGGCCAGGCAGAGCGUCUGUGGGCACAGACUCUCUUGGAAUCGGUGUGACUGGCAUUAGUCUUGGCAUCAGCAGCUCAUCUUUCUUGGACUCGUUUUCCCACCACCCCUUGGGGCACUCGCGCAUCAAAGAUGAAGAGGAGCCAGACCCACAAGUCCCCGUCCCAGCUCUGCUGGUGCCUGUGUCAGUUCCACCUCGGUCUUACACUCGGGGAGGCAUUUCAUCUAGAGCCAGCAGACCUGGCUUGUAGUUUGCCUCCGAUCUUCAGACCCUUCAGCCAUUCAUCUUUAUAAAGCACAAAAAAGUGCAUCACUCUGCAGCAUCUGUGACCUCUAAACUUUUUCUUUUUCUUUUUUUUUUUUUACAGAAGUAGCAGAUUUUUUUUUCAUAUUAUGCUGCUUUGGUGAAGUUUUUGUUAGAGGCCUAUUUUUGUAUUUCAGAAAUCAGCUUAUGUGGCUGCCAAACACAAACUGUCAACAGUAACUCCAUCUUCAUAUACAGUAUGGGCUGUAUGUGUGGACAUUUCUACUAUGUAUGUAUGAUCUGAAUGUGUAUAUAUCUAUUUAUAUAUGAAUGUACUGUAUGUUAUCCUCUGGUGUGUUGUUGUACUGGUAAAUGACUAUGCAGGGAAUAACACAUCCACCCAGACAGGGAUAUAGAGGAUAAAAAGCACUUUUUUUCCCUCUCUGAUGCUACAUCGGAGAGUUUGGUACUGUAUCUUUUAUAAGGACACAACCUUCAACCGCCCUGUGUAAAAAGGAAAAAAAAAAAGAAAUCGACUCAGAGCUUCUCAUUGCAUAUCAUUGCACACAGGAACGAGAGAUGCCACCUUGCAAGUUUUUGGUUGCCUCUCCAUUAAAGCUCUGGUAAUAUAUCAGGAGCAGGGAUGUGAUGGCUGGAUAAGCACUGACAAAACAUUUCUACAGCCCAAUGUGCUUCUACUAGCACAUCUCACUAGAAUAUAGGAAUACAAGCGGCAGAACGUAUGUAAAUAACUAAGGGAUUCAUUUAUUGCGUCUGUACAAAAUACUACUUGUGGUAUUUUUUUUUUUUUCUUAUCCGAGCAAAGCCAUGUGUGGAAGCUUUGACAGGUAAAAUCAGGUUUACUGCACAAAUGGUAGUUUUCCUUUGAUUCAUGAUUAUAAUAUUAUAUCAGAUAGCCAUGCUACAAAGAUGACAAAGCUUGAAAAUCAAAGCUUUUUCUUCAGUACAUUUCCUUGAUUCUAUUUUAUGCAAAAGAAUAAAAAAGCUGUGUACAAAUGAUGUAUAUAAAUAUGAAUUUAUUCAUGUUUAUGAAGACAAGAAAUAAAAGAUGCAUUUACAUUUUAAUAAGCUUCACAUAAAACGCUACAGAGGGCCGAUAAAGGAGAGUUUUCUGAGGGGGAACGCAGAAGGGAGCAGUUAGGCAGCUGCUCAUACACGUAUUCAAAUGCUCUUGUUGAUCUAAACGUGUUUUUUUAACAAAUGAAACCUGCUAUAAUGUAUGUACAUUUUAUCUGCUAUAAACAGAGCCUCUAAGCUUUU
This is a messenger RNA of Dicentrarchus labrax (European seabass), 3901 nucleotides long. RefSeq names its product family with sequence similarity 149 member B1 (gene fam149b1). Bases 579 to 2627 code for a protein of 682 amino acids. The record is from RefSeq and is a predicted model, not a curated record. The transcript is spliced from 16 exons. Lineage: Eukaryota; Metazoa; Chordata; Actinopteri; Moronidae. Gene Ontology annotation, biological process: protein localization to cilium; cilium assembly.